CCAGGCCAGCCUCCCUCCCGCAGCGACGGGCUCCGCCUGCGGUUCCUCCUAAGCUGCGCGCUUCACGAGGCCUGCAGUCAGCUGUUCGGGCUUCGGCGGCGGGCAGUGCCGUGGCUGGAAAGCCGAGCGGGGCGGCGGAGCCGGGGGAGGGCCGCCAGGAGGAAUUCGGCCGGGGCGGCCGGCCUUGCUCGCCCCGGGACGGACGGGUCAGCCAGCUCAAGGGCUGAGCUUCGACGGCGGGGCGGGGCGAGGCGAGCACCUGUCCGCAGGGGGAACCCGGGCAGCGGGUUGGGGUCUCCCCGCUGCCGCGCGCAAGGGGAAGAAGGUGCCGGAGAGGUCGGGGAAUCUGCGGACUCGACCGCCUCCGCCUUCGCUUCCCUGCGGGACUCCCUGCUUGGAAGGUCCUUCGGCCGGUUCCGCAGCUGCGGAGUCUUAGCCCGGAUCGGCGCCCGGAGGAAAGGCAGCUCCUCCGCCGCUCAACUUGGGCAUCUCUUGUGGCAUGGAGUUGGAGAGCAGCAAUCAACCUGUUGUUAUGAGAGAUGACAACAAACGGCGGAGGAGGAGGAGGAUGAAGCCACACUGUGCAGCAAACAGUUUCUCUUCAACAGAACUCAUCUCUAUUGAGUUUGUUCUCCCCACAGCCAGCAUCAUCAUAGAUAUAGCUAGCAACUGCACAGUAGAGCAGAUGAAAGCCCAAGUUUGGAUGCGAGCAGUGGAAAGCAAUCAGACCUCAGAUUUCUUCCGCAAGAUCACACCAGAUCAAUUUCUUCUCCUGUAUCAGAAGAAGGGGCAGUGGUAUGAAAUUUAUGACAAACACCAGAUCAUACAGACCCUGGAUUGUAUAUUAUAUUGGAGAGUGUUACAGAAAAAAGUGGGCAAAAUCCAUGUGGUUGAAAAGUCCAACCCCACGGAGGAAGUUCAGGAGUUUCAAAAGCAGCUCAAUUAUUUGAUUGGCUAUGACGUCACUGAUGUGAGCAAUGUGCAUGACGACGAACUUGAGUUUGCCCGCCGCAGACUAGUCACUCCACGGACAAAUGAAGUAACUUGCAGGGAUCCAAAACUAUAUUCCAUGCACCCUUGGACUACAUCCAAACCACUUCCAGAAUAUUUGCUUAGUAGAAUUGUCAACAAUAAUAUUUUUAUAAAUAUACACAGAGGAACAACUAGCCAAAAGAUUAAAGUAGCUAUUGAUGACACACCAGAUGUAAUCCUCCACAGCUUCUUCACAAAAAUGGCGAAGAAGAAGUCUUUAAUGAAUAUUCCUGAAGAUUACAGUGAGCUAGACUUUGUCCUUAGAGUGAGUGGCAGAGAUGAGUAUAUUGUAGGAGAAACACCAAUCAAAAACUUCCACUGGAUAAGACAGUGUCUUAAAAAUGGGGAUGAAAUCCACCUUGUCCUGGAUGAACCUCCAGACCCAAACCAGGAUGAAGUUCAGAAAGAGGAGUGGCACUUGGUUGAUGACUGCACUGGAGUUUCAGGAUAUCAUGAGCAGCUCACCAUACAUGGCAAAGAUCACGAAAGGGUAUUUACUAUAUCCUUGUGGGAUUGCAAUCGGAAAUUCAGGGUCAAGAUAAUUGGCAUUGAUAUCCCCGUGUUACCAAGAAACACAGACCUUACAGUCUUUGUUGAGGCUAAUAUUCAAUAUGGCCAGCAGCUCCUCUCACAGAGGAGAACAACAGCUAAACCAUUUACUGAAGAAGUUCUGUGGAACGUUUGGCUUGAGUUUGACAUCAAAAUUAAGGACCUCCCUAAAGGAGCAUUACUCACUCUGCAAAUAUAUUGUGGCAAAACUCCAGCGCCAUCCACAAAAGCUAACCUCCACUCCCAUGAUUCCCCCUGUUCUGAUCCUAAAUACAAAACGCAGCUUCUCUAUUAUGUCAACAUGUUAUUGAUAGACCACCGCUCUCUGCUCAGAACGGGGGACUAUGUGCUCCAUAUGUGGAAAAUUCCAGACAAAGGGGAAGAGCAGGGAAGCAUAAAUGCCGAUAAACUGACCUCAGCCACCAAUCCAGAUAAAGAGAAUUCAAUGGCUAUUUCGAUUAUUUUGGACAAAUACUGUCACCCAAUAGCCUUGCCUAAACACAAGAUAGCACCUGAUCCACAAGGGGACAGGGCCAGAGCUGAAAUGCCAAACCAGCUGCGUAAACAGCUUGAAGAGAUCAUAGCUACUGAUCUGCUUAAUCCGCUCACCUCUGAAGACAAAGAAUUGCUCUGGCAUUUCAGAUAUGAAAGUAUAAGGCACCCCAAGGCAUAUCCUAAGUUGAUUAGCUCAGUGAAAUGGGGACAGCAGGAAAUAGUAGCUGAAACAUACCAACUGCUAGCUAAAAGAAAUGCAUGGGACCGGAGUACUUUGGAUGUUGGCUUGCCAAUGCAACUGCUGGACUGCAACUUUUCGGAUGAGACCGUGAGAGCGAUGGCUGUGCAAAAGGUGGAAGGGUUAGAAGAUGAUGAUGUUCUCCACUAUCUCUUGCAGCUUGUUCAGGCUUUGAAAUUUGAGCCUUACCAUGACAGUGCCUUGGCCCGGUUUCUUCUAAAGCGCGGCUUAAGAAACAAAAGAAUCGGACACUUCUUGUUUUGGUUUCUGAGAAGUGAGAUUGCGCAGUCAAUGCACUAUCAGCAAAGAUUUGCUGUGAUCCUAGAAGCCUAUCUGAGAGGCUGUGGAAAAGCGAUGUUACAGGACUUCCUCAAGCAAGUUCAAGUCACUGAGCUGCUGCACAGAGUGACAAGGGAGAUAAAGUCCAUUUCUGCAGAGAAGUAUGAUAUCACCCCUCAAGUCAUCACACAGCUCAAACAAAAGCUUGAGAAGCUACAGGACAGCAAAUUUCCAGAAUGUUUUAGAGUUCCAUAUGACCCUGGACUGAAAGCAGGAGCACUUGUGAUAGAAAAAUGUAAAGUUAUGGCAUCCAAGAAAAAACCGCUUUGGCUAGAAUUCAAAUGUGCAGAUCCAACAUCUCUGUCCAGUGAAACCAUUGGCAUCAUCUUCAAACACGGCGAUGACCUGAGACAGGAUAUGCUCAUUUUACAGAUACUUCGAAUAAUGGCAUCGAUAUGGGAAGAAGAAUCCCUGGAUUUAUGUUUAUUGCCCUAUGGCUGUAUUUCUACGGGAAAUAAAAUAGGAAUGAUUGAAAUUGUAAAGGAUGCUAAUACAAUUGCCAAAAUCCAGCAAAGCACAGUUGGAAACACUGGGGCAUUUAAAGAUGAAAUACUAAAUCAGUGGCUUAAGGAGAAGUGUGUAAUUGAAGAUAAGUUUCAGGCAGCAGUGGAGCGAUUUGUAUAUUCUUGUGCAGGUUAUUGUGUGGCAACCUUUGUACUUGGGAUAGGAGACAGGCAUAAUGACAACAUUAUGAUCACAGGAUCAGGUAAUCUCUUUCAUAUUGACUUUGGCCAUAUUCUUGGAAAUUACAAAAGCUUCCUUGGAAUUAAUAAGGAAAGAGUUCCUUUUGUGUUAACACCAGAUUUUCUUUUUGUCAUGGGGACAUCUGGAAAGAAAACAAGUCUGCGUUUUCAGAAUUUUCAGGAUAUUUGUGUGCGGGCUUACCUUGCUCUUCGGAAGCACACAGACCUUCUCAUCAUCCUCUUUUCUAUGAUGCUAAUGACGGGGAUGCCCCAGCUGACUAGCAAAGAAGAUAUUGAAUAUAUCCGUGAUGCACUGACGGUUGGAAAACAUGAAGACGAUGCUAAGAAGUAUUUUCUAGACCAGAUAGAAGUUUGUCGGGAUAAAGGCUGGACUGUGCAGUUCAACUGGUUCCUACAUCUUGUGCUUGGAAUUAAACAAGGAGUUGAGAAGCAUUCCGCCUAAGGAUGGCAUUACAGUAUAUAAACCCUUUGCAGGUGGAUUUGUUGGUUGUUACCUGGAAUUGCUUCCAAGAACAUGUUCCCUCUCCAGAACACCCCUUUCUUUAUUAAAAUCUGGAUUUUGUUCAUAGCACUAAGCUAGCAUUGGCAAACAUGUGGCUGAAGUGCUUCCCUUUCCUCCUCCCCAAUCCAGACUCCUGCUUCCCACAGAUGUUUAAUAAACUAAAACUAUAAUUUAUAGGUAGCAUUGAAAAUGCAAAAUCUUUUUUUCGUUUCAGCUUAUUUUAUGGUUUUCUCCUUAGGCCAUUUAAUUCUUUUAGGGCUGUUUGUACACAUUUAUACACCCAAAGUUCUAUUUUUAACUCUUUUUCCUGCUUGCAUAAUGUUAUAGUAGCAAGAUUCUCUAGCCUCUUUAAUUAUUUAAGGGAAGCAAGCUUUGGCCAUGACAUUCCAAGUCAAUAACUCUAAUGUUGUGAUUGGUGUUAUGCACAAACUGCAGUUAGUUAAUCAGGCUCCCUGGAAGCAAGAAUGCUGGAAUUAUACUCUUGAAUGGCCAGUCAUGGACCAUUCCUUUGGUGUAUCAGGGAUAGACAACCACAGUUAUGGUUGGGUGAUAUGAUAAAUUGCUAAUGUGGAAAUUCUUACAGAGUGGUUCAUUGAAUCCUUUUGGAGAUGCAGGAGCCAACCUGCAUCUGGAGAAGAAAAUCCUAAAUUGAAAAGGCCACCACUACCUGAUCCCUCUUAGGUGAUGUAUGUGGGUUUUUUUGUUAUUCAGUCAUUCAGAGGGGCAAUAACCCUCACCAGUGGAGCCUAGAUGGUGCUUCCUGCUCUCCCCCUUGAGGAAAAGGCAAGGAAGGGCCCCCUCCCAUCCUUCGUUCUGUAAGACCAGAGAAGUAUCUUCUGGGAAAGACUUUUUCCCUCCUAAACUUUGCAAAGCUUACUAGAUUUUGAAUUUACAUACUUUUCGUCUUGAACGGUAGUACUUUCCAUUGACUGGUGAAAUUAUCUCAUUAUGCUGAUGGCGUAGUAACUGCGGUGGAAACUUUAAAAGGUUUUACUAUAGUGGUAGUUGGACCCUAGAAGAAAUACCAUCCAAGAGUUCCUUCUUUUACCAGAUGUUUAAAAAGUCAAAGGUUAUUUUUUCCUCAGGAACAUUUUAAAACAUUUUAAUACUAGGCCCAUAAUCCCUUGAGCAAUGAGAGGCACAUCUGGCACUUAGCCUUGUAUAUCAGUGUAUAUUUUUAAUUUUCAACCUUCUUGCUGUAUCAAACAGCCUUUUACAUUCUCCUGAUAUUCAAAGUGCUCUGUCAGGCCAUUUAAAAAUUAAUGUUUGAAAAAUAAACAUACUCAAAGAUCCAUUAGAUCUGCAGACUGUUUACAUGCUCUCUGGAUUGUGGGCCAAAUCAAGGAAACUUACAUAUCCAUGGCAGUAUGGUGCUUUGGCUCUUUUUAUGUUUUAUAUUUUAAAAAUAGAGGUAUUUAUUUUUUAAAAUGGGGCACUUUCCUCUCUUUACCUACAUUCAUCCUGAUAAUCCAGGAUGACUACUGAAUAUGUGAACAUCUUUGCACAGAGAAUCUAUAUAGUUAUAACUAAAUUUCUAAUGUGCACUCUUGAUAGUAUAAAUUUGUCUAACUUGAAUUCUAAUAAUAAUUAUACCCUGUGUGUGCAUGUGUUUCUCCAAAACGUAGUUGAAUUAUAUUUAUUUAUAUGUGUCAUAUAACAUAUCCUCUCAUUAAUGGCUUGGAGGGAGAUGGGUGGUGAUAAAAUUUGACAAAUAAAUAAAAUAAUAUGUCACACAAUAAAUUCAAGCUUUUUAAAAACAAAAAAAGCAAUAACAUUUUUCUGAAAAACCUGCAGGUGUAACCUACUAUUGUUUGGACAAAGGUAAGAAUUGAGAAGAUUGCUGUGUACUGUAAAGGCUUUUUUAAUUUCCCCAUUUCCUUAAUCAGGGAAUCUGUAACUGUUUAGAUAUUCUUCAAGUACAAUUCCCAUCAUCCCUAACCACUGUCCGUUCUGCUAUUGAUAGGAGCUGAAUCCAAAACGGUUGCAUUGUUCUCCUAUAAGCAGUUCUACAUUAGAAAACCUAGUUUACUGAACCUUUUACAUUUUCCAACAAUAGCCUUUUAAAUAUGCAGUUGUUUGUACUGUAUCUGUUUUGCAAGUAAAAAAAAAUAAGUUUUAUAUGUUCUUAAUAAAGAAUAUUCAUAUAGAUAUA
Messenger RNA from Candoia aspera, 6011 nucleotides. It is a transcript of the gene PIK3CG, whose product is annotated as phosphatidylinositol-4,5-bisphosphate 3-kinase catalytic subunit gamma. NCBI's taxonomy places the organism in Eukaryota, Metazoa, Chordata, Lepidosauria, Squamata, Candoiidae. Gene Ontology annotation, biological process: phosphatidylinositol-mediated signaling; phosphatidylinositol-3-phosphate biosynthetic process; cell migration. Gene Ontology annotation, molecular function: 1-phosphatidylinositol-3-kinase activity; 1-phosphatidylinositol-4-phosphate 3-kinase activity. The record is from RefSeq and is a predicted model, not a curated record. Gene Ontology annotation, cellular component: plasma membrane; cytoplasm; phosphatidylinositol 3-kinase complex. The transcript is spliced from 11 exons. Bases 500 to 3799 code for a protein of 1099 amino acids.